AUGGGUCAUGGACCAAGUACUCCUCGACCGUGGAGGGAUUCUCGUUUGGUGAAGACAAAGUUUGGCAGCAUCAUCGGAAGGCGAUUCGUUUUUGGCGAGAAAGAGGUCGAUGCGUUCCAAGGAAUUCCGUUCGCCAAGCCACCCGUGGGUGAGCUGCGAUUCAAGGUGUACUUCAGACAGUUGUUCCAGGUCGAUGCGUUCCAAGGGAUUCCGUUUGCCAAGCCACCUGUUGGUGAGCUGCGAUUCAAGAAACCAGAAUGGCCAGAUCCAUGGGACGAUGUGAAAGUAACUAAAGGAUUCGCUGCCAGAGGAAUUCAAAAAGAUCCGCACUUCUUUGAGAAGAUGAAGUUAGGGAAGAUAUCCGAAGAUAAUCUCUAUCUGAAUGUGUUCACUCCUGUGUGGAGCCCAGACACUGGCUCAGGAGGAUUCCCUGUUUUGGUAUUCGUCCACGGAGGUGGUUACGUUAGUGAUAGCAGCGUAAAGUAUGGCGAUGUCGGUAUCUGUGAACACCUGUGCACGAAAGACGUGGUUGUUGUGACUAUCCAGUAUCGCCUCGGAUUCCUCGGCUUCUUCUCCACCGGAGACGAACACUGUCCGGGAAACUUCGCUCUCUGGGAUCAAACCCUCGCUCUCAGAUGGGUUCAGGAGAACAUAGCUGCUUUCAAUGGUGAUCCUGGCAACGUGACAGUCAUGGGCCAAUCUGCCGGUGGAGCCUCUGUCGAUCUGCUAAGUAUCUGUCCUCAUUCCAGAGAUCUCUUCCACAAAGUGGUCCCCAUGGCAGGAAAUGCAAGCUGUUCAUGGGCCUUACAUGACAAUAUGGUAGAAGAAUGCCGCAAAUUUGCCGAGCGAAAUGGUGUCCACAACACUCACGAUUCCAAAAAAGUUGACAAGAUGGAGAAGUCCAGCGUGGGAAAUACCUGUCCUGUUGGUCCACGCCUUGACUUCGAUUUCAUUCCAAAGAGCGUUAGCGAAUUGCGAAAGGAGGCUCCAGCAAAACCUAUGCUGAUCGGGUGCUGCGCCUCGGAGGGACUCAUCUUCUGUAAGUUUACCUUGAUGGGCUUCGAGAAGCAUCCUUCUCUCAGCUCCAUUAUGGAGCAGAUCUCGCGGCUUAUUCCUGAAAAGCAUCAACCUCGCCUGUUCAAGAAGAUACGCGAGGAGGUUUUCGAAAAACUUGCCGUAAACCCUCAAAAUCCUGUCAUAGUGGCUCGAGCAUUCACUGAGAUCCUCGGCGAUUUAUUCGUAAACGUCGGAGUUCAGAAGACUGUCUUGGAAACACUGGAGGCACACGAUGCUCCUGUGUAUUUCUACUCUUACGACUAUUUCAACCCAAAAAAUGCAACACAUUGUACUGAAUUGGCAUACAUUUUCGCCGUCGGAAUAAUCUGGCAUUUCGAUUUCAAUGACGAUGACAAACGCAUGCUCGAGAUGACAACAAGAAUGUGGACGAAUUUCGCUAAAUACGGAAAUCCCAACGGUGUCGCCGAAAUUCCGAGUUCGUCCGUACCCUGUGAUCGGCCGUUCACAUGGGAACCAGCGACUCUUUCGAAUCCUCAGAGACAUCUCGCCAUUUCACUCCGACCAGAAAUGAAAGACGAAUACAAGAAUGGAAGGCCUCUGCUCAUUGCACAAUUACGGCGGUCCAAGUCUGAAUCGAAUGGUGUAUGA
Haemonchus placei is the source of this 1665-nucleotide messenger RNA. NCBI's taxonomy places the organism in Eukaryota, Metazoa, Nematoda, Chromadorea, Rhabditida, Trichostrongylidae. The record is from the annotation of a GenBank genome assembly.